AUGGCUUCCACUGGUCUACAAAUCCUGAGGAUCAUCCUAAUGCUGCUUGGCUGGGUGAAUGCUCUGCUUUCCUGUGCCCUGGCCCUAUGGAAAGUGACUGCCUUCAUCAGCAACAUCACUAUGGCAGCCCAGGUGGUGUGGGAGGAGCUGCAGAUGUCCUGCAUGGUGCAGAGCACAGGUCAGAUGCAGUGCAUGGUAUACGCCCCACUGCUCGUGCUGCCCCAGGACCAGCAGACUGCUCGUGAUCAUCCUCCUGUUGGCUCUGCUUGGUCUGUUGGUUACGUGGAAGACAAGGACUCCAAGGGCCAUUUGGUGAUUUUCUCUGAGAUCAUCUUUAUCAUCUCAGGGAUCCUGCCCAGAUCCCCAUCUGCUGCCAGCCCACACAACCAUGUAGGACUUCUACAACCCCCAGGUGGCCAAGGCCCAAAAGUAGGAGGUGGGGCCUUCUACCUGGGCUGA
Mustela lutreola (European mink) is the source of this 459-nucleotide messenger RNA. RefSeq names its product claudin-6-like. Gene Ontology annotation, molecular function: structural molecule activity. Gene Ontology annotation, cellular component: bicellular tight junction; plasma membrane. NCBI's taxonomy places the organism in Eukaryota, Metazoa, Chordata, Mammalia, Carnivora, Mustelidae. Bases 1 to 459 code for a protein of 152 amino acids. The record is from RefSeq and is a predicted model, not a curated record. The transcript has a single exon. Gene Ontology annotation, biological process: bicellular tight junction assembly; cell adhesion.